AUCCUACCUUCAAGUAUUACGACAUCAAAACCGAAACCCAUGGGUUGUUGUCGCGAUUCAAUUAUGACGACGACCAUAGGAGCAAUCCCUACGUGAAGAAAGGUAGUCACUACGUGCGGGCUCACACGUCGUCCAGUGCAGUCAAUCUUACGUGGUUUCCUAACCUGAGGGUGUGGAGAGAAGGUCAAAAGAUCCACAUGUCCACCACGUUCCACGAGAGAAUGCCACUCAAUACCCACUACACGCCCCUGGUGUCCAAAAAAAUCCUGGACCGAUUGGGAUUGGCGGGAGACAAGUUCCUGAAAGCCACAUUUGAGAAGACGUCUACUUCUCAUAGCCUCAAAGAUGCGGAUAUGUACAUCAUGAACAUCGCGAAAUGGGACACAGUCAGGGAUUCUCAUCAACCCAUCACGAACAUCCUCAUCACCCGAUCUGUGGAAGGGAACGACAUUCACUGGGGACAAGAAGAUUCGUCAACCAGCGGACUGUACGUCUACUCGGAUCUGGUGAACUAUUCCUUUGUGGGAAAUACCAACGCACCGCUCUUGGGGGUGGUUCCGAUGUUGGGACACGAGGACAACAGACGUCAAUCGUACGAAUUCAAAAAUCCGAUGUACAUUCCGAUACGUUUGUCGUCGUUCAACGAAGUGUCCAUCUACGUGCGUGACCGACAUUCUGAAACGGUCUUUGACGACAGUGACAAGAGUUUGGUCGUGGCUACCUUUCAUCUUCGUAAACGACAAGGAGCAUAAAAAGGAGAGACCCGACUCGGAAACCAUUCAGUCAUGGGUGGAUUCGGAGGCAUGAUGCGCGGUGUGCGCAACAAAGUGGUUCAAGCUGCUCAAGCUACCGUAGAACAGGCCAAACAAUCGGCAAGCGAUGUGGCAGGACAGGUAGCUCAAGACGUUCUGGACGAGAUUCCGCAACGUCCCCCUGCUCGACGACGCCAACGACCCUACUCUGGAGUCACUCCCUCCGUUUCCCAUAAAAGGAAGUCCGCUCGCUCCACCUCUUCCCAGUCAGGUCCAGGUAAGACCAAGAGAAGACGACGCAAAAGACCMCCUCUACGCGACGUGUUUGACGAACCAUGAGCAAACCUACUCCGAUUGCCGUGAAAAAAAGUCAAGUGGCCGAUUUGUGGAGUUCUCUCCCCACGGAAACCUCCAUCGACGAUGGAUACUGGCAAAAGUACUAUCCGUCGCAAGCCACGUUCCUUCCGACACAGUUCUUCAUUCCCGCCAGCACUAACUUUAUCGAUAUGGGACAGUGCUAUCUGGAACUGGGUCUGAAGCUAUUGCAAGCAGAUGGUACGAGUAUUCCAGACAGUAAAUUGGAUGUGGGGAUCAUCAACAACGUGGGACACUCGGUCGUCAAGAGAUUCGACGUGAAAUUGAACAAUACGUCUACAGGUGAACCUACCGACCUGUACCACAUGAAAGCUUACGUGCAAAAUCUGUUGAAUUUUACACCUGAACAAAAAGAGAGCUUCUUGGCCAGCGAAGGAUGGUACACCGACGACCCUGGGGAUGCCAAGAUGAACACCAUCAAGACUGCUUCUGUCAACGACACUCCCCUACCUGCGAACAACGCAGCCUACAACGCAGGGUUCCUCAAACGCACCGAUCUGUUCUACACGAAAAUGGGGUUAUCAGAUCAAGCCAGUAGAGAAGCCACCUUUUUGGUCCAACCCGUCGUGGACAUCUUUCAAUCUGGACGUUUCUUGAUUCCAGGAGUGARYMURGACAUYCAGAUCGACUACAAUGACAAUGCCUUGGUGGUGAUGGCAGCUUCGGGUUCUACCUACAAGUUUCAAAUCACCAAAGCUGUAUUCCUGGUCCGUCACGUCAAGUGUUCCUAUGCCACGACCUUGGAARUGSAGAAAAAUCUAGGUGAAAAAAAGCUGACDGCCAUCUAUCCCAUCCGUACCACCAAACCCAUCCGUCACACUCUGGAAAGUGGUCAACAAUCUUUCACGUUCAACGACAUUUUCCAGCAAGCCGUCCCCGACAUUGUGACCAUGGGUAUGGUGAAAUCGACCCAAUUCAAUGGAGCCUACAACAAAACCCCCUAUCAGUUUGUGUUGGACAGUUUGAAGAGUGUGCGUUGGCUGGUGAAUGGCAUGGAACGYCCCAUUGCUCGUCUGGAAAUCUUGUCCCCCGACAAGUUGGAAGCRUACCACACGUUGUUUGAAUCGRGUGGAAAUUUGCAYCGUGGAUUUACACCAGGUAUAAAAAGARAAGACUACARCAAUGGGUUUGCCUUGAUGCGGUUCAAYUUCACSCCRGAUGGAAAAGAUGCCAAGAAUUACACYUACAAGAGAAACAGRGGYACUCUAGACUUGCAUUUGGAAUUCUCARCCAAUCUYGGAUCCAAUCUGACGUUGUUGCUGUUGCCGGAAUUCGAGAAUGAAUUGUACAUUGACCCCAACAAAGUGGUGUCCAUGAAAAACAAUUACUAA
Messenger RNA from Exaiptasia diaphana, 2458 nucleotides. RefSeq lists its product as uncharacterized. The record is from RefSeq and is a predicted model, not a curated record. Lineage: Eukaryota; Metazoa; Cnidaria; Anthozoa; Actiniaria; Aiptasiidae. The transcript has a single exon. Bases 1088 to 2458 code for a protein of 456 amino acids.